Hippoglossus stenolepis (Pacific halibut) is the source of this 3427-nucleotide messenger RNA. It is a transcript of the gene heatr3, whose product is annotated as HEAT repeat containing 3. The transcript has 15 exons. The record is from RefSeq and is a predicted model, not a curated record. NCBI's taxonomy places the organism in Eukaryota, Metazoa, Chordata, Actinopteri, Pleuronectiformes, Pleuronectidae. Bases 161 to 2197 code for a protein of 678 amino acids. Gene Ontology annotation, biological process: ribosomal large subunit biogenesis; protein import into nucleus.
AACAACCACCGCUUUACGGCAGGGACCAGUCUUCCACAUGGCCUCGUCCAACCUGGUUGAGGCCGGAGUGUGUGUGUGUGAGGUUUGAUCACUAAACCCGAGUUAGCUAGAGAAACGAACAUCCUAUGCGCUGGACGCAACUUAAAAUAAAAAAAGUAAGAUGGGUAAAAGUAGAACCACUAAGUUUAAACGUCCGCAGUUUAACGCUGUCGGUCUGCCGGUGAACGCUGUGAAGGAAGCCGACCUAGAGGAGGAGGAGCUCGGGGAGGAGAGCUGUCCUGCUGCCGAGCUGCUGGAGAAACUGCAGAGUCCGAGUGCAGACGUGCGAGAGUUUGGUUGUGCCAGCAUCUCUCGGGUGGUGCAGCAGAGCCAGACCAUCCCUGGCUUCCUCCAGAGGGACGCUGUGAGGCGCCUGGGCCCCAUGCUGCUGGACAGCAGCCUGGCUGUCAGGGAGACGGCCACAGGAGCACUCAGGAAUCUGAGUGCAUGCGGAGGUCAGGAGGUGUGCGAGGACAUGGUGAAGCACGACGUCAUGACUCCUCUGACAGCACUGCUGAGAGAGUGCUGUGCUGGUUUUGAGAGUGCCGUCGUGCAGAUGAAGGAGCAGAAGAAUCCAGUGGAGGAUGUAGCCAAUGAGGCUGUUCACCUACUCUGGAAUCUAUGUGAGAGCAGCAGCCAGGCGUUGUCCAUGUUCAACAAAGCAGGUCUCCUGCAUGUGGUUGUCCAGUGUCUGGAGAGACACCCACACAAUGUGGAACUGGCCAUAUCUGCAGCUCACUGUUUGCACACUGUGACUGAGGACAACUCCGAGCUGCUGUGUAGCAUGAGCACUGCCGCGCUCGGCGCCCUGGAGAACGUGCUGCUGUCGUCUCAGCCGAGCAUGGCACACACUCUGCUCAGGACGUUGGCUGCAGGGACACUGUGGAACAUGAAGGGCAGCCUGCCCGCUGCCCGUCAGGCACAGGCCCUCAGCGCUGUGGUGGCCACCUUGUCAAAGUGCCUGGAUCUGGAUUCAGGGACACUCAUACCUGAACUCAGACAAGCAGAAGAGGAUCGUCACAGAAACGCACCGGCUGCGACAGACGCAGAAGACCAGGCUGCAGGGGAGCUCGCUGUGAACGAGAUGGAUGAGGAGGAGGAGGCACCCCAACAGAAGAGGAAUGGGAAGGCUGUGAAGAUCGAUAACGACUUCUCCGACCUGCUGCCUAGGGGCAAGGAGGAGCUGAGGGAGGCAACGGCCUUGCUGACAGCCCAGCAGACGUCCUUAGAGAUCAUCGUCAACAUGUGCUGCCCUGACGACCCAUCUGACGACGAGUGGGAGGAGGAGUCGAGCAGCGAUGAAAGCGACGUGUGUCCGGACAGUCUCUGUGAUGGAGUGUCCAAUCUGAUGUCGCCCCUGUGUUUGUCAGCUGAGGUUCACGGAGCCUUAAUCAACCACAGCGUCCCUGAAAAGGUCCUCAAAAAGACAGAGUUCCCCAGAACACAAGCCACAGAUGUGUGCCAUCAGAAUCCCUCCUGGAGAGGCCUGAUAAAAAGGAUGCAGCGCGUACAGUCCCGGGCUCUGACGUGCUUCCACAGCAUCCUCUCCUCCAUGGAUGCUGAGUCUCUGGGAGGAGCAGCAGCCCUGCAGGGAGCAGCACAGCACCUCUCUACCCUGGUUUUUGGUGCAGCAGAGAUACCCAAAGAUGAGGAGUUCCUCGAGGCCGUCAUCAGUGCCAUGCGGUCUCUUCUUCAGAUGAUCGCCUUCAAAAAUAUCCCCCAGUGUAUGACCCCCCAGCAGCUCAUGAGCCUGAGCGAAGCGGCCACCCGCUGUGAUGUUGUCAGUGUGAGGGUCAAUGCCGUCGCCAUUCUGGGCAUCACUGGCAGCACGUUGGCCAAAGAGAAAGGCACUGCUGAAACCCUUCAGAUGAUUGGAAACGCCUUACUUCAAGUUGCCACAAGGGAUGCCGACCUGGUUGUGAACGGAGAAGCACUUGACGCCUUGCUUGAUGUGUUUGCGGACGGAGACGAGGCAGAGAAGGCUGCUAAAAACAUCCAGUUGCUACCUGCACUGAAGGCACUUCACCCUGUCUUUAAGGCCAAGAUUCGUAAAGAGGGAAAAGGCAAGUACAACCCUCAGCAGCUGUGCGUGCUCGACAACAUCAAGGUGAACCUGAGGAGAUUCAUCGGUUAUCUGGAGAAGCUGGUGAAAAAAUGAGGACUUUUCAGUACUUUUCAGUGGAACGAGUAUGGUUUGGACGGAUGCUGUAUGCUAGCAGGAGUAUAGCAUGGAACAGGAAAUGUUUUUGAAACCAUCAAGUAUUUAUUAUGUUGGUAGUAAACCAUUUGUUAAUGCUUGGUUUCAAUGUUUAUAUUCUCUAAAUAAUGAUUUACUAUUUCACUUAGUGGUGUGAAAGUUUAUUUGUUGUGAAGAAAGAAGAGAGGAAUCUAAUAAUUAGUAUUUACUGUGUGUUGCAGUAAAGAUUUGUUUACCCUACAUUAAACUUUGAAUGAGAAUGUUUUCAUACUCCCCAGAUCAGGUGUGGUGAGCUGACGGCAGGCGUCACCAUGGUUACCUUUAUUUUCGCCCCAUAUUUCUAUGAGCUAAAAAUCCGAUGUUUUUAAGUCCUGCUGGUCCUGAUGAGGGUGUGUGAGGUUUUAAAAACCGACAUGUUAUAAGAGUGAGUUUAGUUUCAGCUACUAUAUGUAAAGGAGAUUUUUCCUUUUAGAAUCAUUAUUGUGUUAAAGUAUCGGCUUGGUCAAGAGAAACGAAAUUAUGUCAUUUCACUAAGCUGAAGGGUUUUGGCACGCUCACUGCAGAAGUUAUAAUAAGACUACAGUCUAUUAAGACUGAUGUUGUAGCCUGUAGAAAUUAGCACAUGUUCUCUACCUCUGCCUCGCUGUGCGUCCUCUGCCUCCCUUGUGUUACACUACUCUGAUGCAGGGAGUGGUAACUUUUCUAGGUUUUGCAGGUCACCACAGCAACCAGCUCUCUACUGAGAGUAUCCAUCUCGGUACGGUUAUAGAAUAAUUGCAAAAAUACAAUAAAAAAAAAAAUAUAUAUAUAUAUAUUUUGCAUUACUGAAACCAAUAAUGAUCAAUCAGCAUCUGGUAUUGCUGAUAUAACAGUUAUGUGCUACAACACAGCAGGUUUGAAAUAAAGUAAAUCCAGGGUAAUUUCAUUUAUUUUUGCUCCGAAUUAGAGGGUUUUUGUGUCAACUCCUUAACUUUGCUGAUUUGUGUUUGUGAUAAUGUCAUAAACACACUUUCAAUGAUGUGUUUAAGGUAGAAUAUGUCAUCAGGCUAUGAAUAUUUUUUUAAAUAAAUCCUGGUUUCUGUAAGAGGUUUCUUUUGUAUUCUAUGACCAAGUUCUGGACUUGUAUGUGUUGGGAUUUCUGUGUCUCCAAGCAAAUGCUGAACCAAUCAAUUAAAAGGUAGCUGAACUAUA